Medioppia subpectinata is the source of this 2532-nucleotide messenger RNA. Lineage: Eukaryota; Metazoa; Arthropoda; Arachnida; Sarcoptiformes; Oppiidae. The record is from the annotation of a GenBank genome assembly.
GUUUCAUUCAAUGUUUACAUACAAUUCAGUUAUCGUUACUAAAGCAUCAAAUCUGUGGCAAUGAUAACAGCGAGUGAUCAACGGGUGCUGACCGACGGCCUCACCAACAGUGGCCUCGAAUGCCAGCAAAUGUUGGCCGAAGUGAAGCUCAAAGACAAACAUUUGCCGGCGAUUGACAAAUGGGUGGAAGAGUUCUCGUCGUUGGUGUCUCGGCUGCCGAGUGGACGGCCGCACGAACUCACGGAUCAGUUGUGGUGCAAACGGGCGAAAGUGCCGCUCAUUCAGGAACCGUUUGCAGUGGACGGACAGUUCCGGUUCGCACCGCCCAAACAGUGCCGUCUAAUGGGCGCCUAUCCCUUGGGAACCGCUCUCCGACCGCUUCCCACCAUUGAUAUGGCCGUUGAGAUGCCGACCGAGUGUUGGCAAAGACAAGACACACUCAAUCACCGCUAUUACCGGAAACGGGCGCUCUAUUUGUGUCAUAUCUGCCAAUCCAUCCGCUCGUCGCCACUCGUCUCUCAGAUGAAGUUCACGUACUUUAACGGCAAUCAUAUGCGACCCGUUGUGCUCAUCACUCCGAGCGGUUCACUCGCCAAACGGUUCCGACUCUCGCUCACAGCGUAUCCCGAAUGCGACCAAAAGGUGUUUCGUUGGAUUCGCUUCACUCCCGAGAAGAAUAACGUUCGCAGCAAUUGGUCCCAAACGAGUGACGGCCAAGACUUGCCGACUCCUGUCUAUAACGCCGGUAUUCAACACGACUUGAAUCUCGUCGCUAACUAUGAGUUUGUGUCCGAAACCGUCAAACAGUGGCCGCAUCUGAAGGACUGUUUGAUUCUCAUGAAGGUAUGGCUCAAACAGAGAGCACUGAAGUCGGAGUUUGGCUUUUGUUUGUCUCUAUUUGUUUGUCAUCUCCUGAAGAGCCGUAAAAUAAGUGCUAAUUCUAGUUAUUAUCAAAUAUUUCGCAAUACUUUGCUAUCGAUUUCCACCUCUAAGUGGGACUCAGAAGGCAUUUCAUUGACCGAAGACUUGUAUCAACCGCUCGAUUAUCACUUAACUUACUUCCCGGUUGUUUUGAUCGACAUCACCGGUUAUCACAACAUCUGUUGGGACGUCACCAUUGAUUCGUACGACCGGUUGAGACACGAGUCGAAGUUAACCAUCGAUUUCUUGGAUUCCAAUCACUCGAAUGGCUUUGAAUCGACAUUCUUGAGAGAAGUCACUUUUGAGACCAAAUACGAUAUUCUCCUUAAGAUUUCCGUCCCAUCGCUGCUGAAGUCACCAAAAGUAUCUCAAAUGUCAAAUGACAUAACAGAUAAUUGCGGUGAUAUUGUCACCGCAUUUGUGGGCCAUUUGGUACCACUUUGUCGACGAGCUGUUGGCCAACGUGUACUUCUAUUACAACACAAGUCCAAGUUUUCCAACAAUAAGGAGUGGGCAUUAGAUCAGUUGCCUCCCCAUCCAAACGACGUCCCAUUCCUCAUGUUUGGUCUUAUUGUGAAUGAAGAAUACGCUUAUAAUAACAUAGAAAGAGGUCCGCCGGCGGACACUUCCGAAGCGACAGACUUUAAGGACUUUUGGGGCGAAAAGUCUGAAUUGAGGCGAUUUCAGGACAACUCUAUUUGUGAAGCCGUUUAUUGGGAUUUUAAAACAUUGUCUCAAAAGAGACAAAUUGUGACCAAAUCUCUUGAAUUCAUUUUGACAAACAUUUUAGAGAUCCCAUCGGAAUCUUUCACCACAACAGUAUCACUAUUGGAUCCAAUGGUGGAACUCUCGAACUUAAAGUUUGAGGACAAAUCUGUGGUUUACGGUACGGCCGAAGAGUUUUCGAUAUCAUUGUCUCAUAAGUUCGAUGCUUUGGCCAAAAAGUUGCGGUCCUUAGAAGAACUUCCGCUCACUAUAACUAAUGUCCACACAAUUGAUGCCGUAUUUCGCGGCACAGAUGUAUUCCCACCAUUGGCUAUGAAUAGUGGAAAGUCAUUCAAUGUGACCAAUAAUUGCAAUUCAUUUGAUCUAUUGGUCGAUCAAAGGGUACCCAAAUAUUUCAAACCAUUGAAAAUAGUGAUCCAAUUGGAAGGCAGUGGCAAAUGGCCGGAUGUGUUGGACGCCUUCCGCAGAGUAAAGGCUUCAUUUCAUAUCGAGUUGAGUAAAAAGUUGUCGAAACAAUUCGGAUGCGUUUGUUAUGCGAAUACCGAUUACGUCGAUGUCUUUGACGACGGUUUUGUAUUUCGCGUAAUCAUUGGUUCCCAUAAAGAGAUAGUUUUGUUGAGACAAAUCACGACAAGCGAUGGACUCGUCAAACGAAUUGAGAGUCCAGUGGCCGACAAUUUAGAGACAACGUAUGAAGUGAUGCCAAAAAUUAAUAGCGCUUUAAACGCGUUGAGUCGAAGGCAUCUUUGUUUUGGUCUCAGCUGUCGAUUAGCCAAACGAUGGGUUUCAUCACAGAUGGUGUCCUAUUAUUUUGAAGACAUGGCCAUAGAUUUAGUGGUCGCCUAUAUAUUCUUGAAUCCAAAUCCAUAUACUGUUCCGAAGUAA